This is a messenger RNA of Misgurnus anguillicaudatus (oriental weatherfish), 1417 nucleotides long. It is a transcript of the gene cryzl1, whose product is annotated as crystallin, zeta (quinone reductase)-like 1. Lineage: Eukaryota; Metazoa; Chordata; Actinopteri; Cypriniformes; Cobitidae. Gene Ontology annotation, molecular function: oxidoreductase activity. The record is from RefSeq and is a predicted model, not a curated record.
ACACGUCACGCAGAACGAGUCACGUGCAGGAAAUGAACAAAACACUACCACAGUCGACUACAUGCCAGUAGCUAAAUUUUGCAUUAAAAUUAUAAUGCAACUUGGAUAUAAAGUACAAAUCUAUAGCGCGUCUAACGGAGGCAUUUGACGAAUUCAAGCGUUAAAUGAGAAAGAAAACAAGUAGCUCAGAAGAUAAUAUGCAACAGUAACAUUUACUGCUUCGUGAUUUGUAUAUUAUAUUUUGUUUAACAAACAAGAGUUCAAUUAAGUUCGAAACAUUUGCCAUGAAGGGUCUUUACUGUAAACCAGGAGAUCAGGGUGAUGUAAAGUUUAUCUUACAAGAGACGAAUGUACCCAAUAACAUUGGAAACUAUGAGGUCAAAGUUCAAGUUAAAAGCUGUGCCCUAAGUCCAGUUGAUUUUAAGCUAUGUGAGGACUUAAAGCUUGGAAAAGAACAGAUCCCAGUCGGAAGGGAGAUCGCUGGAGUUGUUCUUCAAGUUGGACCAAAAGUUAAAUUUUUCCAGCCAGAAGAUGAGGUUGUUGGGAUUCUCCCUCUGGAUGCUGAGCUAUCUGGCCUGUGUUCUGUCGUGCUUAUUGAUGAAUUUAAUUUAGUUCAGAAGCCAGCAAAAGUGAGUUGGUUUGAAGCCGCAGCAGUAAUGAAAGACGGUGUCAGGGCCUACACGGCUCUCCACACAUUGGCUCGGAUGGCUGUGGGUCAAACUGUACUCGUGCUAGAUGGUGCAAGUCCCUUUGGAGUUUUGGCCAUUCAGCUCGCCCACUAUCAUGGUGUAAAAGUCAUCGCUACAGCUUUGUCUCCCGAAGACCAGAAGUUUUUGGAGGAGUUCAGGCCGAGUGUGGCACGAGUGAUCAGAGUGUGGGACCCGAAGGAUGACUUUGUGGAUUCGUGUCUUGAGGAGACAGGGGGACUUGGAGUGGACAUCAUCGUUGACUCAGGAGUGAAAAUGUUUGAGGAGGAAGCUGAAGCGCAGAAGCAUCUCCCGCAUAAACACGACAUCAUUACACUUCUGUCAGUUGGAGGUCAUUGGGUUACCACAGAACAAAACUUACAGAUGGACCCUCCAGACAGCCACAUUAUGUUUAUGAAGGCGGCGUCUCUCUCAUUCCUCAAUGAAGAGGUGUGGACAGCAUCUCGAUCCAAGCAGGGCAGAUAUCUUCAUAUAAUGAAAGAUGUGGUGGAGAAGCUUUCCAUGGGAACGUUUAGGCCACAGAUGGAGGACCCUGUACCGCUAUAUGAAGCUACUGUCUCCAUGGAAAUGGUUCAGAAAAAGCAAGCCAGGAAAAGGAUAGUUGUCAAGCUCUGAAGAAGACUCCAAAAACAUUUCCAUAUUUAUGGCAAUUUUACUGUACCCGAUAUUGAUGUUGUAAAUCUCAAGUAAAUGUGUUUUUCCAUUUUAAA